UCAAGGACUUCACAGUAUCAAACUUUUCCCCCCCAGAGCAACAACAGCCUUUGCCUUACUCAAUAUCUGUUUAAAAUGCACUUUAAGAAAAUCUCCUUACUUACCCUAUUCGUAUUUAUCUUCGGGAACAUUGGAGGAAUUGUUACUGAAGAAAAUGUCGCCUUACACUUGGCUUCCGAUUGUUAUCACCAAAUUGGAAAGAAUUUUUAUCUUGACUACAACUCCGAACUUUCCCCAUUGUAUUCCAACAAAACUCCCACAAUUGCAAAAUUUUCGUUGAACGUGGAACUUGCAACUAUUUUCGGUUCUAUUAAAAGAGCAACUGCUAGCGCGACGAUGCUGUGGGAAUGGAACGACCCGAGAUUAGCGUGGGGAAUGGGAAGCGAUUCAACUUAUCGAGAGGAGAUGUUUACCAUUAUUGGGAGAAAUGGAGAGAUUUCCCGUAAAACCAAGCAGAGUUACAUUAACCUUGACCUUACACGGAUUAACGGCACCGAGGUUACAGCAUCCUUCGACCUCGUACCGAAAGAGUUUAGUGAUCAGGUCAUAUUCGAGUGGCGUCGUAAGAACCCUGUAACAAUAGCGCCACAAGUUCUGAACGAGUAUCGAAUGACCAUUACAGCAAACACGUACAAAAUUAGUGAUGACGUUGGGGCCUUGGGAAAGUUGAAAAAGAUUUGUUUAAAGGCUCUGGUUUCUUUUGUUAGAAUUUAAGCAUGAAAACACUUGAAAAAAUUGCUGCCUUUUGAUAAUGAUCAUGGACUUACAUACAUGUUUACCUAUAUAUAUAUAUAUUUUCAUCAGGUUUAUUCAAUGUUAAACUUUUGGUGUUAUUGUUGCGAUGCUUAUUUGUUCAGAUAUUUGUGAAGGAUAAGCAAUCGGAGAAAUAAAUCUUUAGACUUUUUGAAAA
Molecule: messenger RNA, 910 nt
Organism: Folsomia candida
Lineage: Eukaryota; Metazoa; Arthropoda; Collembola; Entomobryomorpha; Isotomidae
Exons: 4
Coding region: 76-714 (212 amino acids)
Source: RefSeq, a predicted model, not a curated record